Trichoderma virens Gv29-8 is the source of this 789-nucleotide messenger RNA. RefSeq lists its product as uncharacterized. Gene Ontology annotation, cellular component: cytoplasm; fungal-type vacuole; cis-Golgi network. The record is from RefSeq and is a predicted model, not a curated record. The transcript has 3 exons. Lineage: Eukaryota; Fungi; Ascomycota; Sordariomycetes; Hypocreales; Hypocreaceae. The coding region runs from base 1 to 789 and encodes 262 amino acids. Gene Ontology annotation, molecular function: glutathione disulfide oxidoreductase activity. Gene Ontology annotation, biological process: cellular response to oxidative stress.
AUGCCUUCUCCGCGACGAAUGCGCCUCCUCAUGGUGGCGGUCGUCAUCACGGUCGUCGUCAUGCUAUUCUACAGCUCGGGCAUGGAGCCAGAAGCCGACGCUGCCCUCAAGGGCUUCUACGAAAAAACAAAGGAGGCCAUGGAGCGAGGGACAGCUCGUGGGCAAGCAGUCAUCAAUUCCCAGACGGGCGCGAAGGCGGGGCAUAUACCCGCUGACAAGGACGGCGACGGCGACAUUGACGAUGAUGACAAGGUAGCUUCACAGGAGCUUCAAGAGCGGCUGCAGGCCGUUGCGCAGGAGGCAAAAGACAAGGCCAACGAGAAGAGCCCGAAGCCAGAUAUCCCCAGCAAGAUCGUUGGCGUGGGCAGCUCAGCCGAGGGACAGGAGAAGAAGGGCCAAACGACGAAGGAGGAGACAAAGGAAGAGCAUGAGGCCGAGGUCGAGAUUAACAGCAUCUUGAAGAAGUCACCCGUCAUCAUCUUCUCCAAGAGCUACUGCCCCUAUUCGAAGCGUGCCAAGGGCAUCCUUCUGGAGAAGUACAGCAUCACUCCAGAGCCCUUUGUCGUCGAGCUGGACGAGCACCCGCUCGGUCCUCAUCUCCAGGACUAUCUCCUCAAGAAGACGGGGCGCAGGACUGUGCCUAACAUCCUGAUCAACGGAGUCAGCAUUGGCGGCGCCGACGACAUCGUUGCGAUGGACAACGAGGACAAGCUCGUUGCCAAGGUGCGCGAUCUGGGCCAAGCCCGCAUAGAGAUUGGCCCGCGCUUUACCAAGGGCGAGCAUCAGUAA